AUGCAAGCGUCUCGCUCUCGAAUAUUGCGCUGGGCGUCUCCCUUUUGCCCCACAUGGAGUCAAAUAUCGAGAGCAGGCCAGCAUAAGUCAUGCGUUCACCACAUCUCAACGCGCCCAUCGACGGCUCGGCCAGGGCCAUUUGAGCUCACUAGGAGCUUCUCUUCGUCCGUACGAAGUAACUUCAUGCUUGAGACAGACUCUACGAUAUAUGCUCUAUCCACAGCAUCAGGUAGAGCUGCGAUUGCUGUCGUACGGGUUUCUGGACCCGCCUGCGUCGCUAUCUAUAAUGCACUUUGCCCACAAAAGCCCAUCCCCAAGCCGCGUUUCGCUGCAUUACGUACCCUUUACGACCCGUCGCAUCCUCCAUCUUCCAACACAGUCCUAGACGCGGGCGCACUAGUCCUUUACUUCCCAACACCGAAAACCGUGACGGGCGAAGAUAUCCUCGAAUUCCAUAUUCACGGAGGGCCGGCAAUUGUAAAGGCGGUUCUUGCCGCAAUUGGACGGACGAAUCAACCCGACGCGAUCGUACGUUAUGCCGAGCCGGGCGAGUUUACACGACGGGCUUUCAUGAACAAUCGGCUUGGUCUUCCACAGAUUGAAGCGCUGGGUGAUACAUUAUCUGCAGAUACAGAGCAGCAGCGACGUCUGGCAGUUCGAGGGUCUAGUGAUGCGCUACUGAAUCGAUAUGAGGAGUGGCGCCAGCAGUUACUCUAUGCGCGUGGCGAGCUAGAGGCUUUGAUCGACUUCUCUGAGGACCAGCACUUUGACGAAUCAACUGAAGAUCUCAUCUCAUCGGUAUCUACACAGGUUCAGGCAUUACAGGUACAAAUUGGGCUUCACAUUCAGAAUGCCUCGAAGGGAGAACUACUUCGUAAUGGGAUUCGUGUUGCACUUCUGGGAGCUCCAAAUGCUGGCAAGAGUUCUCUAUUGAAUCAAGUCGUGGGCAAAGAAGCAGCGAUUGUGAGUACGGAAGAGGGGACGACCCGUGAUAUUGUGGAUGUUGGCGUUGAUCUGGGUGGUUGGUAUUGUAAGCUCGGGGACAUGGCAGGCAUUCGGGCCGAGUCAAAGGGCACUGGGUCUGCAGACUCGGUUGUCAUCGGAGCGGUCGAAAAGGAAGGGAUUCGUCGUGCGAGAGCACGGGCGCUGGAAUCCGAUGUUGUAAUUGUUGUGCUCUCAGUCGAGGAAACCGCAGGCGGUCCUCGUUUAUCUGUGGAGUUCGAGGUUCUUGAUGCCGUUAAUGAUUGCGUCCAGGCUGGGAAAUGCCUUGUAAUUGCUAUCAACAAGUGCGACAAGCUUCCAAACUCGAAUAUUAAUGACACGCUACCGCAGGAUCUGGCAGAUACCAUUCGAGACCUUUUCCCGAGUGUUCCAGCUAAACGAGUCUUCGCCAUCUCCUGCGACGAGUCUCGACUCGGAUUUGUCUCCACAGAUCGAGUUGAUCCUGGCAAUCUGCAGCAGUUCCUACGCGGACUGAUCUCCACAUUCGAGGAAAUUGCUUCGCCAUUGGCCAUCGAAGGGGACCAGAAUAGCCAAUAUGACACUUCGUAUUGGGAAGACUCACUCGGCGUAACUCACCGACAGAGUUCCAAUUUGCAGCUAUGUCUCGAACAACUGGAAGACUUCAUUACGCAAACCUCCAAGCCUAUUUCAGAUCAUGCCGAGUUCCCGAGCAAUGCCCUGUUUGACUCUGCUGGAUCCGAGGUUGACAUAGUCACUGCUGCCGAGCACUUACGAUUCGCAGCCGAUAUGCUAGCCAAGAUCACCGGCAAAGGGGAGAGCGGAGACGUCGAAGAUGUUCUGGGUGUUGUUUUUGAAAAGUUCUGUGUUGGAAAAUGA
Molecule: messenger RNA, 1839 nt
Organism: Penicillium malachiteum
Lineage: Eukaryota; Fungi; Ascomycota; Eurotiomycetes; Eurotiales; Aspergillaceae
Product: tRNA modification GTPase
Exons: 3
Coding region: 1-1839 (612 amino acids)
Biological process (GO): tRNA methylation; tRNA wobble uridine modification
Cellular component (GO): cytoplasm; mitochondrion
Molecular function (GO): GTP binding; GTPase activity; protein binding
Source: RefSeq, a predicted model, not a curated record